Rotaria sp. Silwood2 is the source of this 1680-nucleotide messenger RNA. NCBI's taxonomy places the organism in Eukaryota, Metazoa, Rotifera, Eurotatoria, Philodinida, Philodinidae. The record is from the annotation of a GenBank genome assembly.
AUGCGUAUUCUGUCUGUCUGUCUGUCUGUAACACUUGGUACAAAGUACCAUAGUCGUGGUACAAGUGACCAUUUUGGUGGUACAAAGUACCAUAGUCGUAGUACAAGUGACCAUUUUUAUGGUACAAAGUACCAUGGUCAUGGUACACGUGACCAUUUCGGUGAUACAAGUGACCAUUUUGGUGGUACAAGUGACCAUUUUGGUGGUACAAAGUACCAUGGUCGUGGUACACGUGACCAUUUUGAUGGUACAAGUGACCAUUUUGAUGGUACAAAGUACCAUAGUCGUGGUACAAGUGACCAUUUUGGUGGUAUAAAGUACCAUAGUCGUAGUACAAGUGAGCAUUUUUAUGGUACAAGUGAUCAUUUUGGGGGUACAAGUGACCAUUUUGGUGGUACAAAGUACCAUAGUCGUGGUACAAAUGACCAUUUGCAUGGUACAAGUGAUCAUACUCGUGGUAGAAAUGACCAUUUUUUUCAUGGUACAAAUAACCAUUUUCGUGGUACAAAAUAUCAUAGGCGUAGUACAAAUGACCAUUUUCAUGUAAUUGAAUUAUUACAAUGUUCAAAAUCAUCACCUGUUGCUACAAAUGAAUUUAGUACUAUCGAACAUCUUAUCAUUAAUCAUGAGAUUUCAAUUGAUCAACUUCCUAUUUUAUUAUCUUAUGUUCCACAACUACGUCAUUUAUCGAUUGGUAAUCUAAAGGAACCUAAAUUCAACCGAGCCGAAAGAGGUUCGAUAAGCUUAAAUUAUUUAAUAAAUGUUUCUCUUAAAUUACAUAAUAUUAAUUUUGAUGAUUUUGAAAUCUUAGUAAUAAUUUAUUUUCGUCAAAUUCAAAUUUUAACUAUUGCAAUACAGUAUAUUGGAUUUUAUGGUAAUAGUACACAAUAUUUAAAUGCUGAUCGAUGGGAACAAUUAAUUUCAACUCAUAUGUUAAAUCUACAACAUCAAUGGUUCUUUGAUCAUCAUUAUCAUCAAAUAAUAUGGUCGAAUGCUGCUAUCUUCUAUUCAAGAAAUCCAUAUAGAAAAGAUUAUGUAUUGUAUGAUGAACUAGUCGAAAAUAUCUGGUCAUCUCGUUUUGGUAUUAAUGAAGAUCCAAUUCAUCAUAUUUGUAUUCAUGGUAAAAAUAUGAUAAAAGAAUCCAUUGAUCAUUUUCCAAAUGCUACUAUACUUACAUUUUGUGAAACAUUUGAAGUAUGUUGUGAUUCAAUUGCCAUUGAUUUAAAUCGUUCUCUUCCAUUGAAACAAUUAACUAAAUUAACUAUUGAAUGUCAUCGUUUUUCUUUUGAACAAUUAAUAAAACUUUUACAAUUUACACCUAAUGUUCAUGUAUUAAAACUUGAUUCUAUAUUACUUUAUCGAACUGAUUCUGUUUCAAUUCAACAAAAUGAAUUAUCGAAAUUGGUAUCUAAUAUGAAUACUAUAACAAAAGUAACAAUUAGUAAAGAAAUUACGUUAGAAAAAAUUCAAUUACUUACUACUAUUUUUCUUCGAAUGGAAUAUCUUACUAUUAAUUUAUAUAAACAAGAUUUGCAACCAAUAGUUCCAUUUUUAUUAUCAAAAUCUAACAAUAAAACUCGUUAUUUAUCCUCAUUGUGUAUUUCACAGCAAUGUAAUGAUCUGAUGACAAUAUCGAAAACUUUAAUUAAAUCAAAAAACUUCUUCAUGAUUAUACUCUAA